Molecule: messenger RNA, 5777 nt
Organism: Bicyclus anynana (squinting bush brown)
Lineage: Eukaryota; Metazoa; Arthropoda; Insecta; Lepidoptera; Nymphalidae
Gene: Shark
Product: tyrosine-protein kinase HTK16
Exons: 14
Coding region: 235-2625 (796 amino acids)
Biological process (GO): protein phosphorylation
Molecular function (GO): protein tyrosine kinase activity; ATP binding; protein binding
Source: RefSeq, a predicted model, not a curated record
AGUCAUUCGCUGGAAGGCAGAGUCGGGGAUACCGCGCCUGUCUGCCGGCUGCUUUCUAGACGCACUCCGUUCACUGUGAACGCUUUUAUAGAUAAAGUAUUUUGUGUUGACUCCAUAUAUCAGUCAAAAAUAUGUUUAUUCAGCAUGUGAAGGAAAAACAAAUGGAUAGUACGCGUUACGUACAAUUAUUGCGUUAUUUGUAAAUAUUUUUGUGAGUUUCCAAAGUUGGAUAUCAUGAUAACAACCAUGACGUCAUUCAUAUUGUUAAAGACAAACUCUUUCUUGUUGAGGAUGAAUAGAGAGGAUAAUGUAAACUGGUUUCAUGGAAAGAUAUCUCGAGAAACUGCGGAAAAACUUCUAAAAGAAGAGGGCGAAGAUGGUGUGUUCUUGGUUCGGGAAAGUAAUACUUCACCCGGAGAUUACGUACUCUCUGUUUUACAUCAGGGAGAGGUUGUACACUACCAAAUAAGGAGGCAUGGGGAAGACGCCUUCUUCUCUAUAGAAGAACAUACAACUGUCCAUGGCUUGGACACUUUGAUUCAGCAUUACAGAGGAGAUUCAAACGGUCUUGUGACUCGGUUAUCUGUGGUGUGCAAGGGUGAGCCUCCACCACAUGAAUCUAGGACUCAAGGGACAACUAAUUUAUUACAUAGGGCCACAGAAGCGGGCGAGUACAACAUAGUGUCGCAACUGCUGGCGUGCGGGUACAGAAGCCGGGACGCCAAGAACCAGGACGGACAGACCGCGGUGCACAUCGCGGCGCGCGCGGGCCGGGACACCAUCCUCGCCAAACUCAUCGAGAGCGGCGCCACCGUCAAUGUGCGGGACUCCUUCGGAUACACGCCUCUGCAUUACACUUGCCAGAACAACUUGCCCAGCACCACGGAGUUGCUGAUCACGAAGGGCAACGCCAACUACCAGAUGCGGCACGCGCCCACCGGCAAGGUGCCGCUACACGACGCCGCGCAACGGGGACACAUCGAAUGUAUAAAGGUGCUAUUAAAACUGAAGGCGCCGGCGCAUCCCCGGACCUUGGCGCACGACACUCCGGCUCACCUCGCCAAGAACGCGGGACACACGGAGUGCUACCAGUUACUCAAGAAUCACAUACCCGAACAGCCCAACACCACUCGCGCGCAGUGGUACCACGGCACGCUGAGCCGCGAGGAGGCGGUGCGCACGCUGCAGGCGCACUGCGCACAGCACGGCGCGCGCGACGGCGUGUUCCUGCUGCGCUACAGCGAGCGCAACACCGGCGCCUACGUGCUCACCAUGCUCUGCGAGAGCACGCCCUACCACUUCAUCAUACGGAGAGAGAACGACUGGUUGUUCAUAGACGACGGCCCGUAUUUAGAAACUCUGGAAAGACUGAUAGAGCACUACAGCAGUGUGCCGGAUGGGCUGCCCACCAAGCUUACUACACCGGUGCCGCCCAAGCCGAAACCACCGCUACCUGAGUUUUCUACAAUGCCGCGAACAAAGAAGACAUCACCAAGUAGAGCGGCGAUGAACCAAUCGUUAUCACUCGUUAAACAUGACAUAUUGAACGACAACCAAACCGUCAACACCAAUGACUUCGAAAUGCUCACAAGGAAUCUCUCAUUUUCGUCUGACUUCAACAACGACAGCAUGAACAACAACGACGAAGCCCCCAGUGAAUGCGACACGUACAAAGUGCCGGUCAACAACAGCGCUGUUGUUACGUUGGCGGAGAAUUAUAAUGAAAUAUCCAUUAACGCCGACGGCCAGCUAUCCACAUUACAAGAGGUCAUUCCAUUCAACGAACUAACACUAGGAGCGGUGCUGGGUGAAGGCGAGUUCGGCUCGGUGCUCAGGGCUGUGUACGCAGCGCCGGACAAGGUGCCCAUACAGGUGGCGGUGAAGACCUUACACGUGCAACACACUGACGCGAACAAGCGGGAGUUCCUCUCCGAGGCCAAGCUCAUGAUGUCGCUGCAGCAUCGGUGUAUAGUGCGCCUUAUUGGAGUCUCUUUGGGACCUCCUCUCGCGAUGGUCCAGGAGCUGGUCCCGCUAGGCUCACUGCUCAACUACCUUUUGCGCCACCCCGAGAAGGCGUCCCCCGGGUAUGAGCUGCGCCUGUGGGCGUGGCAGGUCGCCUCCGGGAUGCGGUACCUGGAGAGACGGCGCUUUGUGCAUCGUGACCUCGCCGCCAGGAAUAUACUGCUGGCGUCCAGACAUCAAGCAAAAAUCAGCGACUUCGGUCUGUCACGCGCGCUGUCCACCGACAGCUCGUACUACAAGGCGAGUCGCGGCGGCAAGUGGCCCAUCAAGUGGUACGCGCCCGAGUCCUACAACUACGGCACCUUCAGCCACAAGAGCGACGUGUGGAGCUACGGCGUCACGCUGUGGGAGAUGUUCUCGUAUGGCAAACAGCCGUACGGAGAGAUGAGGGGCAUCGAGGCCAUACAAGUGGUGGAAAGCGGCCAACGGCUCGAGAGGCCGGAGAAUUGUCCCGACGAGAUCUACAAAGUGAUGUUGGACUGUUGGGCGUACAGCCCCGACCAACGGCCAACAUUCGGCAAGUUGGACGAUGUAUUCGCGCACCACCCCGACUACGUCAACAUCAGCCAACUCGCUGCCGACGACGACGAUGUCAGUGUAUAGAAUCUCCCUCUAUAACGUAAGAAAGAAACUAACGUAUGCCUCAAUACAAGUUGGAUGAUAUGUUCGAGCACCACACCGACUACGUCAGUAACCAACCAACUUGCUGACGAUGACGUCAGUUUAUAAAAUGUUCUUCUCCUAGGAGAGCUUACCCUUAGGUAUAUUUUCCCGGGCAGUGGUUCUAGUUUUGGAAGUUGGACGACGAGUUCCCUCAACACCAUUGUCGCUGAGGAAGCUGAUGUCAGUGAAUAGAAUCUCCCUCCAUAACCUAACAGAGCAUACCCUUAUGUACAGCCGCGACUUACAUACAGCGUUGGUCGUGUUCGCAUACCACCCCGACAUUAUCUCAACAUGUCAUGAUGAUGACAUGACAUGUUGAUGUCAACAUCAGCGAACUCGCCGGCGACGACAACGAUGUCGAUGUAGAAUCUCCCUUCAUAACCUAAGAGGCUUAUCCUUGCGUACAGCGACCCACGUUUAGCAAGCUUUGGAAAUGGCAUAUGGCAGCUAAUUUACAAAAUAUAAAAAAAAUGUAUUUGAUAGAGAGUGUUUUGAGAAAGGUGGUAGGAAACAAAAUGUCCCUACAAUCAUGCAUUUGUUUUUUGAUUGGGAACAAAUCUUACCCUCCUCUGCUUUAAUAACGUGAUAUCUCGAAAAAAAACUUUUCGGGAAAAAAAAUCGAUUAAAAAUUUUCGGGAGGCUAUUUUUUAAACUGCAAAAAAUUUCCUGUCAAAACUGUUUUUUAAAUGUCUUAAAUUUACUGUUUGAUAAGAUGCCAUGAUGUGCCUAAAAUACUAAGAUUGUAGUAUAUUUUAUAAUUAAGGGAUAAACAGCAAUACAAGUUACUAAUGUUCAAAUAAAUUAUAUCGUAAGUUUGUUUUUACAGAACCAAUAAAAUUAAUUACAACCAUAUUGUAAAAAUAGUUUAGUCAUUAUAUCAUAUAAGUAUAUAUUAGUGCUUACAGAUAUGAUUGGGCCAACGAUUAUAUUAUGAUAUUUAGGUAUUGAAUUAUACUGUCGGUAUGUAGUUAUUCGAAUAUAUCUACAGUGUAAACUUCAUUUAACGACAAACUCCGUAAAAUGACUAUAUUAUUUAGAUUGCCCUAUCAUCCAUACAGCAGUUGUUAGUUUUUGUGCACUAAUAACGACAAUAAUAUUGAAUAAAAUACAACCGACUUCAAAAUAACAAAAAUAUUUCUAUUGAAUUAAAAAGCGAAAACUAACAUUGUAUGUGCUAUAUUCUGAUCAGUUUGAAGGUGGUACCAAGUUAGUGCUAUGUUAAUUAUAGCCGUUUUUGAAAGAACUGUCUGAAAAUCCUAAAUCUUUAUCAUUAAAACGGCUUCAAUAUAAAACACACCAAUGAAAACAUUAACAAAUGCACUAGUUGCCCCUUUAAAAUUCGAAAGUGCCACUCGAUUUCUCCAGGAGCCCAUCAUCAGAUACUGACAUGAUUUCUAUGGGACCAACUGGAAAGCAUACCCUUCCAAACAAAAAAGAAUUUUUCAAAUCGAUUUAGGCGUCUUUGAGUAAUCGGUAAACAUACCUAAAAAAAGGAUUCCGACAAAUUGAUAACCUCCUCCUUUUUUAGAAGUCGGCUAAAAAUUAAGAAACGCCGCCGCUUAUAGGAUUUUCGAAAGUGCCCCUCGAUUUCUCCAGGAUCCCAUCAUCAGACCCUGGUUUCCUAAACAUGGUACCCUGGGAACUCUAACACUAUAAAGUGCGCCUGAGUAUCGCUAUAUAGAGUUUACACUGUAAUUUGUCAAUGUUUUCGUAAACCUUAAAGGCAAGGCUGCCUUUUGUAUUAUAUAAUUAUUUGUUACCGUGGAUUUAACUUUCUUAUUUAUUUAAAUGAAUCUACAAUUAAAACUUAAAAUGAUCUUUCGUCAUACUGGAGUAGCAAUUGUCAUUUGUCUACCUACUCCUAACAAGUUAGCCCGCUACCCUCUUAGAUUACAUCAUCACUUACCAGCAGUUGAGAUUGUAGUCAAGGACUAACUUCUAAAGAAUAAAAAAAAAACUUGUGGGCGAGUGAGUCAUUUAUAUAAAGACAAAUAAUCAUGACAAUGACAAAUGAGUUGUGUUGUGAAUGCACACUCUUAAUGAAAUACAACGAUUCAGCAUUAUUAUUAGUGUAAUUCUUUGUAGAUAUUUUUUUUAAUUAUAUAGAUUCUCAUAAUAUCCUUUAAGUUCACCCAUAUUGUUCGUAAGUUCACAUUUCUGCUGUAUAUUGUAGCUUUUUAAAAGAGCACAGCUUAGCAUUUUUCAACAAAGAUAUUUCUACCACUAGAAACAAUGCGUUUAAGAUUUUAAGCUAUUCUAAGUUUACCUAUUUGAAUAUUACCAAUUUUAAACCUUUUGAUACAACAUGUACAUUCCUUUUACUAUAGUAACAGAAAAUAUUUAAAAUAUAUUUUAAUGUUUUUAAACAUUUAUUACUAUUAAGUAUACAAUAUAUAAUUAUUAUGUUUUAUACGAAAAUCGCACCUUAUGAACGUGUUUUUAGAUUAAUAAUGUAACGAAACAAAAAAAAUAUUUAUGAAAUGUAUAAUUUAUUAAGAAUAGAUUUUUGCCUAUUUUACAAUCAUCAAGGCAAAACAAUGAAAUAUAAUAACUUUAUUCGAUUGAGAAUAGGGCCUGUAGCCAUGUGCAAAAUUCUCUUUCUACAAACGCUAAAGUUGACAUGUGUGCUAUGACCCUUACUCGUAAUACUGAAACUACACGAUGGCCUAUCGCAAUAGUUUACUAUGAUGGGCUAUUGCUAUCUGCGCGACUCUGCUAACGCGUUAAUUUUUAUUUAACUAGAUUUUCUUAGUAUAUACAUAUUUUUAUAUUAUUUAAGAUACAUUAAAUGUUCCAAGCACCCAAGUGGUUUUAGUUCUUUGCCAUGAAAUGCCAUAGUAAUUUUUGAAGUUCGAAUAUUGCCAUGAGGUUGUGUUAUUUCAUGUACAAAAGUUUUAUAUGGUUACCCAAAUUGUCUGUUUAGUUUAUAGAGAAUUUAUAUUAAAUUCUAUUUUACGAGUCUGACUAUGCGUAUAAUUUGAUUUUAAAAAUUAACAAAUUUUAUCAAUUAAUUAUAAUUAUUAUUGUAUUAAGUGAAUGUGAUAAUGGUAUUUAUGAAGUGAAUAAAAUAUUCCAUAUUUUUGCUUCUCUGA